UUCUAGUUAAGUUAGCAGAAUGGCAUCUCCUCCAUUUGAAGAAGUAGACCUGAACAAGGAACACGAAGAAAUGACAUGGAGCCACUUCUUCAAAAGUUGUGGGUCCUCGGGCAGCCGAUGGUAUCUUACCGAGGGAUUUUUUUGGGAGCCAAUUCCUACAGCCUGGCGCUAUACAGUUCAUGUUUGAAUUACUACUUGUUGUUACCAUCUUUACACCUAAUCUCACUCUCUUCGAUUCACUCUUCGCACGAAAACUUAAUAUGUCUAGGUAGGAGGGCUGUGCUCCUUCAGCAGAUGGAGAGUCGAUAUGAGCAACAGAAGAGCAAGAGAAGGCAGCAGGUGAAGCUGUCACAAGCUGCACAUGAGAGAAACGCCCAGCUCCUCCAGGACUUGCAGAAAAUGGAGAAUCGUCUCAGAACAAGAAAACUCCCACACCCUGACAUCCUCAGUUUGGAGACUCGUUACUGGGCAUCAGUUGAGGAGAAGAUCCCAGAAUGGGAGCGCUUCCUCCUGGGUAAGGGCCCACAUCCUAGCAGUGACCCUAGCAGAACACCUAAACAACGAAAACAGAAAACUACACCCAGAGACCAUGCCCCCACACAAGAUGGGGCUCUGCCUCCUCGUCCUAUACUGAAACAUGUCAAAUGACCUGAAGUGGACAAUCUGGCUUUGACUUAAUCUUAUGUGAUCAACAUGGAGUGAAGGAAAAACUAAAAUCAGUUGACAAUUACACUGUAUAUUGAGGUUAUUGUGGGUGUCUGAGGUAAAUGCUCUUUUUUUUUAUAGGCCAUAUUUAGUCUCAUAUGGGCUGUUUUCCUAUGAGAAUAACAGUAUUCUUAGCACCAACAUUAUUGAGUAGGCAUCAUGUUGAUUUCCGUUGUUUACACUGCAGCUCCUUUUUGUGCUCAGCCAUUUUGAUGUCUCAGGGUGAAGCUCAGAUUUAGCCUAUUACCCCUCAGUCUACAGAAUUGCUGCUCUUGAUUGCAAUGUUUACAAGCAAUGCUCACACUUUAAAUGUGAUGGUAUUGCCUGUAACACUUUAUGGUAAUCCCAUCCCAUCAGAAUUCUAUUUGAAACAGAAUAUGGUGUCUUUGAAUUCAUGGUUCAUAUCUGCCCACUAGGGGGAGGUAGCACCAUAGAUUUGGAUAACAAUGGCAAAUUCCUUCAGUUAGUUAGACUCAGGUCAUUCACUUCAUCUGUCACUGAGCAAUGAUUUAAUAAAAUUUGCUCUUAUUUAUUUGCAUGUAUUGUCUGUAUACUAGCUAUGUUCUUUUCUUAUGUGUACAUUAAAGCACUUUUUUUUCAUAUACUGUGUAAUAUCUUUUAGGCGUAACAAGCAAUGUGCAUAUGUAACCAAUCAUUUUUUUUAUUAUUCACAUUCUUCAUCUAUAUAUUCCAUUCACUGCAAAUGUACUUUUUUACCUAAUAAAUCAUUAUAGUUUAGCUUAUUAGUCCAUUAAAAAGCAUGAGCUGACACACCUAACUUUGUAGAGUUGACUAACAAAUAAUAAACUAUACAAAUAAAAUGUUGCACACUAUAUACACACACUACAAUUCAAUAUGUUUAUCCAUUAAAAUGUUAGCGUAUAAGUUAUUUGUUUAAUUUUUUUUACAUGUAUUAACCCAUCCACCACCCCCACACUUCAUCACACAGUAUACAGUGCCUUCAGAAAAUUUUCACAACCCAUGACUUUUUCCACAUUUUGUGUUAGGCUGAAUUUAAAAUUGAAUCAAUUGAGAUUUUGUGUCGCUGGCUUACACACCAUACCCCAUAAGUGAAAUUAUGUUUUUAGAAAUGUUUACAAUUUAAUAAAAAAUGAAAAUCUGAAA
Salvelinus fontinalis (brook trout) is the source of this 1830-nucleotide messenger RNA. RefSeq names its product centrosomal protein 15 (gene cep15). Bases 76 to 648 code for a protein of 190 amino acids. The transcript is spliced from 5 exons. The record is from RefSeq and is a predicted model, not a curated record. Lineage: Eukaryota; Metazoa; Chordata; Actinopteri; Salmoniformes; Salmonidae.